Pocillopora meandrina is the source of this 4217-nucleotide messenger RNA. Lineage: Eukaryota; Metazoa; Cnidaria; Anthozoa; Scleractinia; Pocilloporidae. The record is from the annotation of a GenBank genome assembly.
CGUCAAAUCUGAAUGAAUUUGAAUGCUGAACAUUUCAACCGGAUUAUUUUCCAGAAUGAUUAGUUUCCUUAAGCUAAAAGGUAGGACUAAUAAUUGAACCGAACCACGCUUUGUAUUACCUGUGUAGUCGCUUUAACAAUUAUCGUGUUUAAAUAAAGUCUUUGUAUUGUAUUGUAUUGUGUUUACAUCCGUUUCAGCUUUCAUUAGCAAUAGUAACCAAACAAUCACAUUGCCGCCAGAUCAUCUUCGCCGUGUCGGCACAGCUAAAACGCUCAGCAUAUAACCGGCUCUAGCCUCCAUCUCGCUUAGUUCUGCAAAGAUUUUCACCUCAUCAUCUACAAAGGUUCAAAUCAACACAGUAUAUCUGCUGACAAAAAUGGUAUGUGCUUUUGCUGUCUUUUUGUAAUCCCAUAGUUGAAAUAUGUCUUACAUUAGGCUGUUUAUUGAUACAAUCAGUCAAGCUUGUUUCUCUGUUUAAAAAAUAACAAAUAGUUUCUGCUACGUGCCACAAGCACCUCAUUUGUAAAAACUUUACAAGCAACGAAAUGACUAGUAGUCCUAAAUCAUGGCAUCUUCUACAGGGAAACUUGCUUAAUAGCGCCUUUCUGUUCCUAACCAAUAAAGUUGUGUUUAACUUCCAGAUUGUCUUUCUGAUCAGCAUUCUUUUGAUCACCUUGAAUGGAGUGCAAGUAAACUGCAUCGUGAGUUUUGAUUAAUUAUUUUACUAUUCUCUUGACCAGCAUACAUAUCUGAGUUAUUUCAACCGAUCGUGUUCACUGAAUUUAUGAAGGUAACUUACCAUUGUUAUUAUCAUUUGAUAUUUCAACGUGACAGACUGAGAGCUAUUCCUACCGUGUUUCCGAAAAUGGAGCGACGUUUACCGAAGAUGUAGAAGUGGAUGUCGACAAUCAAACCGAAGUGUUCCGUGUUCCUCAGCACAACGAUGUGGACGCAAUGGAAAUGAUGAAUGACUUUCGAGAGGUAGAGUUAGUAAAUUUCAAGAAGAAAAUGUGCUUCAUUAAGUCAAUUUCCGUAUUUUUACAAUUUUUUCGUAAUCGGUUGUACUUUUUAAAAAUUGAUAAAAUGCGGCUGAAUAAGAACUGUGAUAUUUUUCAAACGCUCUGCCCUUUGGAUACAUCCCUUAAUUAUUUAAACGGACAACAUCAGUUAAAUCCGGUUACUUCUAACAAAUACUAGCAAAAUUGGACUCCCCCAAAAUGUAGAAACUCAUUGUCGUCAAAUGUUAGCAAUUUGUUGAUAGUUAUGCACAGAGACUUACGUGAGAUCUUCCAGCAUAUCCGGAUAAUUACAUACAAGCCUAAUUCUACUCGCCUUUUAGGGAAUUAGAUUUACUGCAGCACACAAAUUAGUACUAAAAGCCAAACAAGCAAAACAAUUUCACCUGAAAGUUAACCUAGUCUCCUUCGCAAAAGAAGACGGCGCGCGUGACAUGCAAGCACGACUGCGAUGGAGGGUCGAGUUUAUGUAAACAAUAUCAAACUGUGUACGCGGUUCAGCAUUUGCACCGAUGUUAGAACGAAGAAACUAAAGAAGAUGUAAAUAAAUAUUUCCUCAGGGUUUGUCUGUUUACCGAGUACCAUCAGCACGUGCCUGCUAUGUAUCUAAGCUGGAUUCAUCUCUUCCAGAGCCAGGGAAGAUGAGGGUCAACAUGGAACAGGUAGAGUCAAAGAGAUUAUAAAUCAUAGAAUAGAAUCUCUUAGUUGUCGGGAAAUGGUGCUCGCCGACAAAGGAAACUCUCACGUAUGAAUAUUUUCACCAGAUUUAAUAUUUCUCACGAUUCACAGCUCUCACUUUGUGGGUACACGUCGUGGUAUUCUCUCUCCAAAAACGAUCUCAUGUGUCUGUAAUUCUAUAUUUUUUCCUCAAGAUGAAUAGCCUAUUGUUACAAUCACGCGUUUCGCAAUCAGUUCAUGCACGUAACAUAAAAAGGUAACACAACUCGCUUCCGGUCACGACAUAGUGGAGAUUUCAUUUCUGUGGCAUUUUGAACUUUUUAUUUGUUGGAGAGGAUUUUCCUUUUCAUUUUGAACUUUAUUUCUUUACCUUUCGUGACAGAUCCACAGUCCACGUAUAUAACAGUUAAUUCUUAAAACCAUUAAGUUACCUCAGUCAACGACCACGUUAUCAAUCAUUUCAAAAAGUCGGAAAUAAUAGUUAUGACAGCUCCAGUUAGGGUCCAAUAACCGAAGCUAUGAAAGUUAUACAAAACAAACGAUUUUGAUGCAAGACUCCAACAUUUAUUUAUCUCUGACAACUAUAUACUUAGGCUACUGAAAGUACCGUAUUCAGGCAGCCUCAGUUAUGGGUUAUUGAGGUUCCGUCCCGUUGUAAGUUCGCCCUACUGCCUGUUCACUUCAAAUCCUUAACACUGCGACACAUGUUUCUUCGGCUACCGAAAUCAUAAUAAAUUUGAUUAAUAUGCAAACUUCUUUGUGUGCUGUCAAUGAAACGCUGGCCUGGGCAUGCAUGAUAACUAGAUUUUAACCGACGUGUGCCCCACAUGAUACAUGAGCUAACGUGUGUCUAAGUAAUAAAUACAAUUCGGAGCAUUUUUAAAAUUGUCGGCCCAUUAUUGUAUCGGUUCCAUGUUUCUCAUUGCUCAUGUACAGGCCUCGAUGCAGCCCCGUUUAUCCCGUCAUGUGACAACCAAGAAAAGGGCUUGGAGAGUGGAGGGUUUUGCGCAGCGAUCAGCUUUGCCUCAGAAGUUUCUGGAUUUCUGUGGCAGUUUUCCAAUCUAUACCAUUGAACAAACGUCGAUGAAUUUUAGUGUGAGCUCAUUUAGGAGAGGUGGGUUAAAUUGUUAAUGUAGAUUUGUCAAUUUGCUAUCGACGAAAUCGAUAACUCAUCCGCCCGUAUUUGAAGGCAUAUACGUCAUAUACAGGGGUUUUAAUCUGACGUGUCCUUAGACUCGUUAAAUUUGAUGCCAAGAGAUUAUAUAAUCUCUUGAUGAUGCAUAAUAAGCGUGAUGUCAUGGUCUUACUUGAAAUAUCACGUUCCCUUUUUCAAAAUUUUUAUUUUAAUUUUCUCUUUUUAUUUCUUUCUGUUGACAAUUUUGAUGUUAACACUGUAAAAGAAAACCUUUGAAGAAAAAAUUACAAAAAGAAGUGAGAAAACUUGAUGAACAUAGUGCAACUGGUGUCGAAGAGAGAGAUGGUGAGACAUCACGUGUACCCCAAAAGAAUAUAAACAGUUUAUACUCUCUUGGUGUAAUAAGCGCCCUUAGCCGAAUAAGCGCUCACCCCACAGGCCAUAAUAUCAGGCAAGCGCCCCUCUCAAAUAAGCGCCCUCGCCCACGGACCCGCCUCCCUCAGCUCACUUUCUAAAUAGUAGGGAUUCAAAGAAAACCUGCUUCUAUUGACACUCGAUUAUAACUUUUUUAACAUUCAACCACAGCAGAAUCAAUACAGGUAAGUAUUUUCUUAAAAAGUACCCUUUUCGAUAAGCACCCUCGGUAAGCGACCAUAGAAGUGCUACUUUUGGCAAGAAAUAUAUGUUCCUUUUCUUUUAGGUCAUGGCCGUGGCAAAAGGAGUAUACAAAUUGACACAUUUGCCGCUUGUAGUCCAGACAGUCUAAUAGAGUUCGAAAGAUGUUUAAGCAGGCGUUGGAAUAUAUACGGACAUGCCAAUUAUAAACUGGAGUGCAAAUUCCAGACACACUGUUCUUUUUACGUAGUUGAAUGCGUACCCUCCAGUCAAGGAAGGUAUCAGUGUAAUGGAAUAGAUCACGUAUCAAAUUACCUCGGCUUUUGCUGUGAUAUAAAAUGUUGAUAUCAGGGAGACUCCUCGUGUUAUUUUAUGAAGAAGUCAAUGAAAAAUCGUAAGGAUAAACCUGACAAAAAAUUAUGCUUUUUUUGAGGGUUGACUGAUAACCAAGAGAAUAUCAGUUGAUAUUCUCCUGCUGAUAACCUAUUUCUUAAAACCAAUUGACGAGCACUAAAAUAAUAUACGGCAAAAAGACUUAGAUUAAAUAGAAAACCCGCUUUUCUUUUAAGACAAAAUAAUCGACAUUACGUUUUUUAACGAGACCAAGUGUCUCCGUAGAUUGUUUAUCCCAUAGAGUGAUAAUAUAAAUUAAUGUAAGGGGAAAAAGUAAGGAAGUGAUUAUCAGUGUGAGGGCAAAGUUGAUGUUAUACUUUAUCAGCGCCGAAUUGUAAGAAACUGGCUGCUUUUUUUGUUUGAUAAUAUAAAAUAAAGGA